UUGGCGGCGGAAUAAACAGAGGAAGUACUAAAUCUGCAUAACCUGAAAUAGGAAAGCGAGCUAAAUUAUCGCAUACUUUGCCGAAGUCAUUCUUUCAGUUCCCGAAGAGCAAAUAUUUGUUUCUCAACUUUGUUUGCUUCAGUUCUCGACCAUGUCUUCGCAGUUCAACAGAGGUCCAGCUUACGGGUUUUCAGCGGAAGUCAAAAACAAGAUUGCACAGAAGUAUGACAUCCAGAAAGAGGAAGAGUUGCGCAUUUGGAUCGAAGAAAUUACUGGACGAUCAAUCGGAGACGACUUCCAGAAAGGGUUAAAAAGUGGUGUUAUACUCUGCGAGCUCAUAAACAAAAUUCAGCCAGGGUCUGUGAAAAAGAUCAACCAGUCAUCUAUGAACUGGCAUCAGCUGGAGAAUCUGACCAACUUUACUAAAGCAAUCACCUCCUAUGGUCUGAAACCUCAUGAUAGUUUUGAAGCAAAUGAUAUUUUUGAGAGUGGAAAUAUGACACAGGUUCAGACCACCCUUCUUGCUCUUGCUGGCAUGACUAAAACCAAGGGCAUCAACUCGAGCGUAGAUAUUGGAGUGAAGUAUGCAGAGAAACAGGAGAGAGCAUUCGAUGAGGAAAAAAUGAAAGCUGGCCAGUGUGUCAUUGGACUUCAGAUGGGAACCAAUAAAUGUGCAAGUCAAGCUGGAAUGAAUGCUUAUGGUACUAGAAGGCAUCUCUAUGACCCUAAGUCACACAUUCUGCCACCAAUGGACAAUUCAACCAUCAGUCUUCAGAUGGGGACAAACAAGGGUGCAAGCCAGGCUGGCAUGACAGCUCCAGGGACCCGUCGUGCCAUCUACGACCAAAAAAGUGGCACCGACAAGUGUGAUAACUCCACCAUGUCUUUGCAAAUGGGCUACACUCAAGGGGCCAACCAAAGCGGGCAGAAUUUUGGACUGGGCCGCCAGAUCUACGAUGCCAAAUACUGCCCCAAAGGUGUGUCUAGCACAGCUGAAGGAGGUGCUGACGCUGCUGGCUACGUGGAUUACCAAGAUGAAGGUUACCAGGGCUAUCAUGAUGAUGGCCAAGAUUCCUGAAUGGCUGUUAAAGUAACCACUUACUUGUAAUCAAAAGAGCCAAAACAUGUAAUUACACCACAGUAAAAGUGCCAUCUGCUGGAUGUAGAUGCUGUAGGUGACCAAUACAGAACAUAUUAUGUAUGUUUUAGAUAUAAUGUUAAUAAUUCUUUUUUUAUAAAAGGUAUUUUUGGAAAAUUUGGACCAAGAGACCUAAUACUGUUAAAGUGUUUUUUAUCUUUUGAUACGUUUUGUAUUAUGUAGGGUUAAAUCGACAGUCAUUUAAUUGCACAACCACUAUAAUAAUAUUUAGUAUUUGUUUGAUACCUCGUUGUUUUUUGUAAAUGCUGAUCUCUACUUGUUAGAAACAAGUAUAUAAGAGGGUUAUAGCAAGGUUACAGCAAUAUAAUCCCAAUAUGAUAAACUGUGUUUUUUUUCUAAUCAAGCUGUUGAUUAAAAAUUUGAUAUUAAGACAAGAAAGAGCUUCACAAGAGCCCAAUUCAAACGUUGAAGGAGUAACGUGCUCAGGGGUUUAUAGUCAUGCUCUUUUGCUCAGAUAAACACGGUGAGGUGAAUUUUUCAUGCUGUUACUAUUAAAAAAUGUAAGUUAGUUAAACUAGUGAGGAUUUUGAUGCGAUUGUACUGCAGUUAUGUGGUCAAAUGUCUUGUUUUAAGAGCUUGUUUCCCCUGUAUUAUUUUGUUUUAUAUGUAAAAGGAUAAAAGUGAGAACACAUUCCUGUAAAGUGCAAAAAGGAAGGUUUUAUCUGUCAUUUCCGCAGCUUAUCCAAGCAAUUUCUGCUUUUGACAUUCUGAACAUUAUACUUCCUCACUUGAUAUGAAGAGCUACGAAUGUGGCUUACGUUCUGUAAUGUAUUGUCUUAGGUUCAAGUCUCACUUGCAGUUCAUACGAUGUGUUAAGGAGGUCAUCUUAGUAUAAAUCUUUCUGUCCUCGCUGUUAUUUGAACUUUUUGUGAAAUAUUUUCCUGUCUGUAAAGCCAGAACAACUGGAGCAAACCUUGUUUUCUUUGGGUUAUAGUAUCGUAAAAGGAAAUUGAACAAUAAUAUUGUGAACCUUGAACAUUCCACAUUAGGAACUGGAUUCACUACUUUUUUAUUCCACAGUAUUUGUCCUUCGUUGUUCUGUCAUUGCAAAAAUCCAGGUAAAAACCCUCGCUUAAAUUAAAUAUGGCUAUGUAUUCUCUAACAUAUUUUUACUUUUCAAAUGGAAUUUGAUGAGUAGAUGGAUGUAGUAAAGACUGGGUUUGAAAUAAAUGGUGAGCAUCAA
This is a messenger RNA of Triplophysa dalaica, 2342 nucleotides long. It is a transcript of the gene cnn2, whose product is annotated as calponin 2. The coding region runs from base 152 to 1078 and encodes 308 amino acids. Gene Ontology annotation, molecular function: actin binding. Lineage: Eukaryota; Metazoa; Chordata; Actinopteri; Cypriniformes; Nemacheilidae. Gene Ontology annotation, biological process: actomyosin structure organization. The transcript is spliced from 7 exons. The record is from RefSeq and is a predicted model, not a curated record.